Messenger RNA from Pollicipes pollicipes, 898 nucleotides. RefSeq names its product armadillo repeat-containing protein 2. The transcript is spliced from 6 exons. Gene Ontology annotation, biological process: cilium organization. Bases 16 to 807 code for a protein of 263 amino acids. The record is from RefSeq and is a predicted model, not a curated record. NCBI's taxonomy places the organism in Eukaryota, Metazoa, Arthropoda, Thecostraca, Pollicipedomorpha, Pollicipedidae.
CGUGUGGUGGCCAACAUGGUGAUCAACGAGGAGGUGGGGUCGGUGGUGUCCGGCUCGGCCGCGUGCCUCAGCGUGCUGCUCGGCGUCCUCCGCACACAUAGUGUGGACGAGCACGAGGAGCUGGUGCUGUCGUCGCUCUCGAUGCUCAACAACCUGACCUUCUACGCCACCGAGGAGAGCGUGGUGUUCGAACGCCAGGCCGAGGUCACGCACUGCCUGUGCGGAAUGCUGAGGCACGAGCACACCGAGUGUCAGAUCGAGGUACUUCGAGUGUUUGGAAAUCUCACCAGGUGGCCAGCCGUCAGGGAGGCUCUCGCCGACAGACAAGUGGUAUCGCGGCUGGCCGGCCUGCUCGACUCGGACAACCGCGAGCUGGUGUACACCACCGUGGGCGUGCUGAUCAACCUGAUGACAGACCCCGGAAAGCGACAAGAUUUUACCAGCUUCGGCGGCAUCGACAAGCUGGUGCUGGUGCUGGAGGACUUCGGCUACAGCGACUGGCAGCUGGCGGCGCUCGUCUGCAAGGUGCUGUGGAACCUGGGCGCCGACACGGACGACGUGGGCCAGGUCUUCUCCGAGCAGCAGGCCGACCAGCUGGCGGUCGUGCUGGACGAGUACCUCGAUGACGAGGUGUUGUUCCCGGAGACGGGGCUCACAGCCGAGGAGCAGCAGAUCGCCACCAUGCUGCGGCCCCUCUGGGAGGAGUUCGCCGACGUGGCCGCCAGCCUCCUGGAGAAGCUGGACGAGUCGCUGGACGCCGCCGCCGCCGCCGCCGCUGCGCCCACUGAGCACACCAAGACCGCCUAGACGACUCCUCCGCCACCAGCGCCGGCGCCGGCCGCAGACAGCGAGUCCCUCCGGUCGGGAACAGCACCGCGAGGUAUAGGCGGCACCACCA